CCACCUGUUUUUCUAACCAUUCCCUUUCAUAUUUUUUUUCUGUAAUAUAUAUAUAUAUACACAUUCUUAUAUAAACUGCUCUCUCUAUGCAUCUCUUAUCUUAAAUAUCAGCUUUAUAUUUUUUUUUUCCUUCAUCCUUUAUUACCAUGGAGAAUUACCACAUACUUUUCCCGGAUGGAUCUUCAGCCUCCCCUUCCUUGCUAACCAUGACAAAUCAUCGAAGUUAUUUGCAAGGCAACGAUGUAAUUACUACAACGAAAGUGGGAAAUCAAUGUGAAGAUUUGGAUGCCAAGGACGUAUCAUCAGAAAGUGAGGUCAAAGUAGGGAAGAAAGGAGACAAUAAGGGGAUGAGGAAGCACAAAUAUGCGUUUCAAACAAGGAGCCAGGUUGAUAUACUCGAUGAUGGGUAUCGAUGGAGGAAAUAUGGGCAAAAAACAGUUAAGAAUAGCAAAUUCCCGAGUUAUUACAGGUGUACACAUAAAGAAUGCAACGUUAAGAAACAAGUCCAACGCAGUUCCAAAGACGAUGAAAUUGUGGUGACCACCUAUGAGGGGAUACACACACAUCCGGUGGAGAAGUUCAGCGAAAACUUUGAACAGAUCCUGAGACAGAUGCAAACGUACAAUCCUUUAUGAAAUGUGUUGGUCUGCAGUCCAUCGCCAGAACGUGUUUAUAUCAUUAUAUGCACCUAGGCUUAUAGUGCUGUUCCUCAGCAAAGAAACUAUUGAAGCUAUGCUUUUUUUUUUGUCUUUUCAUUUUUCGUGGUGUGGGAUCUCGUCCCAAAACAGAUAUCAUAUGAUAACUAGAGGGCGCCCUAGAAUGAUUUGCCAAGGUACAUACUAGCUUUGUGCCUAAUGCUAAAUUGGACGGUGAAAGUAUGCUUUCGACAAGAGUACGAGGCGGAACGAAUGAAUUUGCAUAGCCGAUGCAUAGGUCAUAUUUAGCUCUUGCUAAUACAUUGAGUAGUCAAAAGCAGAAUCAAAUUAUUGGGACUCUGCCAAUAGAGCCUGAAACUCCCUUGACACAUUCAUUGCUGGGACGGCUGAUUUAUAUCUUGGGGCGGUCCAUAUAUAGAGUCUCCUACCUGUUGUGUAUAUUGUUUUCUGGUUUUGCAUCUGACAAUGGAGAAUAUUUUUGUGUAGUUAA
Molecule: messenger RNA, 1146 nt
Organism: Theobroma umbraticum
Lineage: Eukaryota; Viridiplantae; Streptophyta; Magnoliopsida; Malvales; Malvaceae
Source: RefSeq, a predicted model, not a curated record